Coffea eugenioides is the source of this 3019-nucleotide messenger RNA. RefSeq names its product protein FAR1-RELATED SEQUENCE 4-like. Lineage: Eukaryota; Viridiplantae; Streptophyta; Magnoliopsida; Gentianales; Rubiaceae. Gene Ontology annotation, molecular function: zinc ion binding. The record is from RefSeq and is a predicted model, not a curated record. The transcript is spliced from 4 exons. Gene Ontology annotation, biological process: regulation of DNA-templated transcription. Bases 350 to 2587 code for a protein of 745 amino acids.
GGCAGACCUAAUUUACGUGAAUCCAUCCCCAUCCUUCUCUAAUAAACCCAAUUCCCGGACUUUUUUUUCUUUUUUUGGGAAAAAUAUACUCGUAUUCAUAAAAAGCUGCAGUUUCAGUUCAGUUGGGCCCUCACCGGCGGUGGUCCUUUAGGUGCAGCUUUAAUGGGGACUAUGAAGAUCGAACUCAUUAUUCAUGCUGUUUUUUAAGAUGGAGUUUCAGGUCAAAUGAGUUAGGCUGUUACUUGGACGUCGUUCUGGAUGGUUAACUCAAUUUGUUCAAGUUAAUAUUUUGAAAGAAGAAACAAAAAAGAAAAAGGAGGGUUUAGCUAUUUGGCCAUUUUGAUUUAGGAUGGAGUCUAGUUCUGCUCCGGUAAACUCCAAUUUUGAGCCUCGAGAAGAUGUGGAGUUUGAUUCUCAUGAGGCAGCAUAUGAGUUAUAUAAAGAGUAUGCCAAGUCUGUGGGGUUUGGUACGGCGAAAUUGAGUAGUCGUCGUUCUAGGGCAUCUAAGGAGUUCAUUGAUGCCAAGUUUUCGUGUAUAAGAUAUGGAAAUAAGCAACAGUCCGAUGAUGCUAUUAACCCAAGACCUUCCCCUAAGAUAGGUUGUAAAGCAAGCAUGCAUGUGAAGAGGAGGCCGAAUGGGAAGUGGUAUAUACAUAGUUUUGUGAAGGAGCAUAAUCAUGACCUUUUGCCAGCUCAAGCUCAUUUUUUUCGAAGUCAUAGGAAUGUUGAUCCACUUAAGAACGAUUCAAAAGUACGAAGAAGGAAGAUUUUGGCUUCCAUGACCAAACAAUAUGGUGUGUAUCAGCCCUCUGGUCCAGUAGAGAAUUUUAUCCGGAAUCAGCAUGAUAGAGGUCGGAGUUUGACUCUCGAAGAAGGAGAUGGCCAGGGUUUGCUCGAUUUUUUUAUGCAUAUGCAGGAAGAAAAUCCAAGGUUUUUCUAUGCAGUAGAUUUUAAUGAAGAGCAUCGACUGAGAAAUGUGUUUUGGGUCGAUGCUAAAGGUAUAGAUGAUUAUGCUUAUUUUAGUGACGUCGUGUUGUUUGACACCACAUAUUUCUCAAACAAGUAUAAGCUCCCUUUAGUUCUUUUUAUUGGAGUGAACCAUCAUAUCCAGCCCAUAUUGCUCGGUUGUGCAUUGAUUGCAGAUGAAACUGUGUUUACAUUCGCUUGGUUGAUGCAAACAUGGUGCCUGGCAAUGGGGGGCCAUGGACCGCAAGUUCUACUGACUGAUCAGAACCAUUCAAUGAAAGCAGCUGUUGCAGCUGUCUUUCCUGAUACGCGUCACUAUUUUAGCCUGUGGCAAGCAUUGGAUAAGAUUCCCAGACAACCUCAAUAUCUUAACCUUUGGCAUGAAACCUUUUUGGCAAAAUUUAGGAAAUGUAUACACAAGUCAUGGACUGAGGAGCAAUUUGAAAAGAGGUGGUGGAAGUUGGUUGAAAGAUUCAAUCUUCGGGAUGAUCAGUGGAUGCACUCACUCUAUGAAAAUCGCAGACUAUGGGUGCCUACUUUCAUGAGGGAUUUCUCUUUUUCUGGUUUGUCUGUGGCUUCAAGAUCUGAGAGCCCGAGCUCUUUCUUUGAUAAAUAUGUACUUGCUGAAACUUCUUUGAAAGAAUUUGUCAGACAAUAUCAGUUAGUCCUGGAAGACAGGUAUGAAGAGGAAGCUAAAGCUAAUUUUGAUGCUUGGCAUGAAACACCCGAGUUGAAAUCUCCUUCACCUUUUGAGAAACAAAUGUCUCUUGUAUAUACUCAUGAAAUAUUCAAGAAGUUUCAAGUGGAGGUGUUGGGAGCAGCUGCAUGUCAUCUCAAAAAAGAAAAAGAAGAUGAGUCCAGUAUAACAUAUGCUGUCAAAGAUUUUGAAAAUAAUGAGGAUUUUAUGGUGGAGUGGAGUGAACAGAAAUCAGAAAUAUAUUGCUCGUGCCGCUCAUUUCAAUACAGAGGCUACCUAUGUAGGCAUGCCAUUGUGGUUCUCCAAAUGUCAGGUGUUUUUACCAUCCCAUCCAAAUAUAUAUUGCAGAGGUGGACAAAUGCUGCCACAAGCAGGCAUUCUAUUAGCGAGAGAUUGGAUGAGGUACAGAAUAAGGUCCGUCGAUACAAUGACCUGUGUCGACGAGCCAUAAUAUUGGGGGAAGAAGGGUCAUUGUCUCAAGAGAGUUAUAACAUUGCAGUUGGUGCCAUAAGAGAAGCUCAAAGACAAUGUACAAGUGUGAGUAACUCUGCUGACAAUAACUUGAGGACAGGCACCUCAACAGCACUAGCAAUUCAUGGUACUGAGGAAGCAAAUCAAGGUGAUAUUGCAAUGGAUGUAGGGGAGGUGCGAGGUAAUAUGGUGACGCGGACGAAUAAAAGCUCUAAGAGAGCACAUUCUGGAAAAGAAAGAGAAAGUGAAGUCAGCAAUUCUAAUAGGAAAGGGAAGGUGGCAAUGGAGCCCGAAGCAGCAAAUGUUGGGUCACAUGGCGACUUUCACUCAGUGGAUAUGCCCAGUGGCUUGGAAUAUCCUGCCAUGUAUCCAAGAUUUCUUACAACGCUGUUAAGAAGCGGUGACAUGAGCAAGAGAAGUGUGGAAAUGCUUGGCGAAAUGUUGGAGGAAUAAAGCUGAAUUUACCAAAUCUAGUGGAUGUUGAACUUACGAGAGAGCUUUUUGUCCCUGUUGCUGAUGCUGGCUUUCUUUGAUUCACUACAUUUGGAAUAUGCAUGAUCGUUUGACCGGCAUAUUGCCACACUACAGAAGAUGGAAUCCAGCAGCAUUGAAGACCAAGGGGCGGCAAGCUCUUCUCGCGUGUUGCUAGGAAACAAAAUAUACAAAAAUCGAUCGGUCAAGCACUAACCCCUUAGGAUUUCAAUCUUGGAAAAGAAAAAAAAAAUCCAAUUUUUGCAACUCUGCAUACUCUUAACAUCUUUCAGGACACAGUCUGUUUUGCCUGCUGAAUCCUGGCUCUACUCCAAUGCAAAAGCACCCUUCGUUUUUGAGUAGCAUUAGGGGGUACCACAAAGCAUAAAUGUACAUACUGAGAACGUUUAGUCA